Molecule: messenger RNA, 4306 nt
Organism: Clupea harengus (Atlantic herring)
Lineage: Eukaryota; Metazoa; Chordata; Actinopteri; Clupeiformes; Clupeidae
Gene: fgf2
Product: fibroblast growth factor 2
Molecular function (GO): growth factor activity
Source: RefSeq, a predicted model, not a curated record
UUUCUCUGAUGGAGAGAGAAAGGGAAAGGGGGAGAGAAAGAGAGAGCGAAAGAGAGGAGGGUGUGUGGCGAGCGCAUGCGGACUGGAGGCCCACGGGGGAAGUCUACUCAUAGGCGUGCCAGCCGCCUAGCUGUAAACACUUUCAGCACAAGAAGAAGAGCAAGAAGGAGUGGAAAGGAGAGGGAGACAGAUGCAUCUCCCUUUUAUCAUGACUAUGCUGCCUACACUUCAUUAGCUCUCUCUCAACACGUUUUGAUUGCACUCGGCGGAGGAGGGGGGGAAGAAGCAGAGGGGCUCAGAAUCCACAGUUGGGGCGUUCCUGCCUCUCUCUCUCUCUCUCUGCCCCGGCCCACACAGCGCUGCACUGCACCUCAGCGUCUCAGAGCUCUCCUUGCAAGAAGAAGGCAUGCAGCAGAGGAGGGGGGCCUCUCACAAAGGGACUCUCUGACCCCCUCGGCUGAUUAACGAGAAUCAGGUUCUCUGAGGCAGGAAGGCGGAGGAGUGGAAGGUGGAGGAGGAGGAGCAGCAGCAGCAGGAGCGGCGGCGGCGGAGGGAGCUCCGGAGGCCGCUCCUGAGAGGCCACUCUGGGGCUGGCGCCGCACCGAGAGGGAGAGGGAGGCCGAGAAGGGCAGAGGCCAUGGCUACCGGAGACAUCACCACCCUGCCGGCCACCCCCGACGACGGGGGCAGCGGCGGCUUCCCGCCGGGGAACUUUAAGGAGCCCAAGAGGCUCUACUGCAAGAAUGGGGGCUACUUCUUACGGAUCAACUCCAACGGCAUGGUGGAUGGAAUCCGAGAGAAGAACGACCCCCACAUCAAACUUCAGCUGCAGGCCACCUCGGUGGGGGAGGUCGUGAUCAAAGGCCUUUGUGCAAACCGCUACCUGGCUAUGAACGGAGACGGAAGGCUGUUUGGAUCGAGACGACCGACAGAAGAGAGCUACUUCUUCGAGCGUCUGGAGGCCAACAACUACAACACCUACAGGUCCAGGAAGUACCCGGACUGGUAUGUGGCACUGAAACGGACUGGCCAGUUCAAGCUGGGCACCAAGACCGGACCCGGGCAGAAGGCCAUUCUCUUCCUGCCAAUGUCAAGCAAAACCUGAUCAGGAACAGACAUUGGAGCUGCUCCUUAAUGUCUCAAAAGGUUUUUUUUUUUGAGAGAGAGAGAGAGAGAGAGAGAGAGAGAGAGAGAUAGAGAUGUGACAAAGACUUGAAGAUACGGUCGGUGUGACCACCAGCAUAAUGGUCCUGCAGCUUAACCAAUGGGAAUGUCACUACAAUAACAAAAUGUGAGUCUAACUGAAGCUGCUUGAUUACUCUAGACGGUGUAUAUUGAUAUAGUCUUAAUGGUUCUUUAUUAUUUUCUUAACAUGAAUGCUUUUAACAAUAUAUAGUUGUCAAGGAUGAGAGUCAGAAAGAAACAAAGAACUACAUACACUACGUAAAAAUCCUUUCAACUCAUGUUGGUAGUUUGACAGAGUCCAACUUUAUUCAACACUGGUUAAAUACUUCACAAUUCAGUCCUACAGUACAGUUCUAAUUUCAGCAUUGUAAAUCGCUGUCUGCUGUCCAGCGGAGACACAUCUCGGCAUCUUAAUAACAUCAUAAAUAACACCCCCAGUAUUGCUGUCAAGAUCCAGCCCAUCAAGUAGCCUCGGCCUAACCUUUGAUGCAUGUGCAGAAUUCCCACAGGAGAGAAGGUAUGUGGCCCAGUCAGCGAGUAAUAUCCUGUCCAGUGAUUAUCACCACAGUAACACCCAUCCCUUUUUAUAGUAACAGUUCAUAAGCGUCUGUGCCCACACCACAGCAUGGUGAGAAAAUCCGGUCAGCGGUCAGCGCUUCUAAAGUGCAGCCGGUGUGUGAUGUGGUGUGGUGUGGUUGUGCCCUGUGGGCCAGUAGCCAUCAGGCUUGCUUAAGGAGCUCUGGUAGCUGCCGGUGGUACAGCUGGUAGAACAUUCCAGAAUAGACGGCAGGCAGCUCAUUCACGGUGAGGUCGAUGUGAUGAAAGCCGUGCCGGAGGCCGUGGAGGAGGAGCUGUGCGACGCGGCUGGUGAUCGGGGUGGUGGCAUUGGUCUUGGCUAGUUCGGCCAGGUCGAGCCACUCACAGCGCAGGCACUCCUGGGUGCAGAACUCGAUGUCGUAGGUCAGAGGGCUCAGGCGGCAGAUGAUGUACAUGUCGGACAUGCCAAAGGCGCCCGGGUGGUUGUGCUGCUGCCGGAUGCUCAGGAGGGAGCGGAAUUCGGCGCGCACACCCGUCUCCUCGAAAACCUCGCGGACAGCCGUAACACCUUACAAAACAGGGAAAUAUAGAUGGGGUUGUUCUACUCAGCAAGAAAGGCUAACAUUUUGUAGCAUUUGUUAGCACUACUAGUGGAACUAGAUUCAUGGUCAAGGCUAUCGCAUGUCUCUCUGGCCUUUAACUCAGAAAAACACAUCAAGCUAUUCCCUAUUUGACGACUGCAGUUAAAGGUAGCAUCAGCAAAUUAGCCCAGACGCUGGCCAUUUUGAAACUCAACCGCUGAAAGGAAUACACCCCUUAUCUUCAUCACUUUCAUUGAGUCCAUCCCACUGCAUGGCCACUACCCAUAGACAGUAGGAACUGCUUUGAUUAAGACACAUGAUUGACAGGGAGAUCGUUGUCCUGAUUUGUUGGAUCUGAGGAGGUUAUUGUGUGUGUUUCACCCUUUCAAUGGUAAUGGGUUUUUACUGCAUACAUGUGAGGAGAAUGUCAUCAGAUAUUCCAAACAACUGUUCUGAAUUACCAUGGCUGACUCCACCUUUCCAAAAAAGACACUGUUGUCACGUCUAUUCUCCUGGAUGUGAAAAUGGAUGUUUACACCAGAGGUACUUAAACAGUGAUUCAUUCACUUCCUUCCUUUCUUCUUUAUUUAGGGAUUAUUUGAGUUGAAUGUUUUCUAUGGGCUACAGAAGUACUGUAAUUAAUAUUUAGUGAUAUUUUUUACUACAAGAGAAAUGUAAUGGCUUUGCUUAUCAGUAUUACUAAAUGCUGCUUUCAUGACAUAUUUCAAUAGUUAUAUCUUGAAGCUGCUCUGAAAUGAUUGUAAAUAUUAACAGAAAGAGACCGUCAACUCAUUAAUACCAGUUGUAAAAUUUUAACAUUUCAAUACUUGAAUGUAUAUUUUAAGAGUAUUGUUUGUUCAAAUUAAAUGACAUGAAAUGUCUAAAUAACACUUUUUAUGUGAAGUGAUUACACCAAAAUCUUACAACUGAAUUGACUUCCAAUAUACCGGAUACAGCAGUCCACUAAUCUUUCAGGCCAACAGCCAUGAUGAUAGAAAAGAAAGAUUGAUAAUACAUAAACUGUUUACACCAAACCGUCAAAUUAGUUCUAAUAGCAUAACAGCUAAAUGUGGAAAGAAUAGAACAUUUCCAUACAACCCACUGAUAACAAAGUUCUUUGAGGAACCUAUUGGCUUCUAGCUUUAUCACAUUAUUAACCUCAGACCAACACAGGGUCUGCUGAACCUUAAGCCCUUUACAUGCCCCGUAAGCAAUCCCACAGUGAUUCUACAUUUCAACACUGUAUAGAGAGAGAAGAGCCAUUAUGUUGACUUUAGAACCUGGUUCGAAGUCAAGAAGUCAAAAAGAGGAAUGCAGUGCUGUUCUGUUAGAAUCCAUUUCUAAGACUUUGCCAUGUGUGACUGCUGAGGAGAUGAUGAUGAUGAUGAUGAUGUCCAGUAAGAGAAAGAAAGGUACUCACCGAUGUUUUCCCCUGGAUCGGAAAGACCCCCCGGAAACUUCCAGGCAUUUAUAGUCUGAAACACAUUACAUCAGAAUUUCAGAGAAAUACUUCAUAGCCCACGGCAACAACGCAUAUCUCUGAAAACACAAACCCUACGCCUCGCAUCAAGUUAUUUAUAGCUUGCCUUCUUCCUUUAUCACAGUGAUAACACUUCUAAUAAUUGUAUUAGGUUUCCUUGUUGUUAUGCUGUAAAGCCCAUUCCAUGAACAUAAGGAUCUACUGAGUUCCAUAUUAUGAUUAAUAUUUCUAUACUGAUAUUUAUAAACAGAAAAAAAUGCUGCUAGUUCUUAAUUAUAACAUAGAUUUUUACCUUUUUUUUAUUUUGGAAUUAACAACGGUAUUUGAAAGUUACAUUGAUAGGUUUCUCCUUUGGAAGACUUUUGAAAUAUUUAAAAAGCUUUAUUUUAUUAAAUGCAAUGCCAUUUAUGCAAUUUUCAAAACUACAAAGAACUAUCCUUGUAACGUGUUUCAACUUUGUCAACAUUAAAAGAAUGCUAUUUUUCUGAACAUAUUUUAUAUAUACAAUAAAGACUGACAUAUA